CCACGGGUCAUAUUCAUCUAGCGCCAAAGAUACCGCGAAGAGAUUAGAGUACAUGGAGACAAUAUUGAUUCAUACGAUUGAGGGAAUUGACCUCGAUACGAAGAACCUCGCUCGAAUGGCCGAAGAAAUGAAGAGCGGCGUACCCACGCAGACGGAAGUAUUAUCGCAAGACCCUAAUUCAGGAGAAGCGGAAAGGUUGGAAAUCAAUGAGGGGUGCACAAUUGAUCCAGUAGAGGAAACAACGACUCAUUUCUCUGGUGAAUUCUCAUAUUGGAACUUCACGAUGCGUAUCAAAGAACAAAUAAAAUGGCGCAUGGAUAAUUUCUCGUCCCAUGUGAGAUGCACGAUUGAGCCCGUUACCUUUGUCUUUGCUGACCAGCUAUCUCAGUCAUCAGAUAGCCUCGAAAACAUUCCAGGGUACUGGCGUGCGCAACAACUGUCGCAUACCUACGAUCGGCUGUCUGAGGCAAUCUCUUCUCUUCCGCCGAGGGAUGUUAUGCUCUUCCUCGUCGGGGUUUUUUACAAAUAUAAUGAGCCCUUCUGUCUAUUCAUCCAAAAUCAAUGGGUCAUCGAUCAAAUCAAGGUGCUCUCUAGUAGACCGCAGACAGUCUACACCGCUGGCGAUGAGGUAGCCGUUAGUAUCAUUUUGUCUAUCCUGGCAAUCGGAUCACAAUAUGCCCAUUUGGAGUCUCCGAGAAGAAAGGAAGCAACUUUUGCGGCAUCCGAAUUUUCGGAAGAGCAUGUCGGUGCAACAUUCUAUCGACAAGCCAUUCGGUAUUUACCAGAAAUUAUUGAGCUGUCAUCUCUCGAGAGCGUUCAAGCCUGCCUUCUUCUGGGUAUUUAUUCCAUUCCAGUCGACGCAUCUGGUCUUGGUUACAUCUAUAUCAGCCUUUCGGUUCGACUGGCAAUGCAGAAUGGCAUGCACAGAAGGCCUCGAGAUGAUGCAUUUGACAAUCAAAUGAAAGAAAUUCGGAACCGUAUCUGGUGGACAGCAUAUUCGUUGGAAAGGAAGCUCUCCAUCUUUCAUGGUCGCCCUCUUUCAGUUAAUCGGCGAGAUGUUGACGCCGAUAUGCCACAAGAUUACACUACAGAACUUGAUGGAGAAUCUGGCCAGGUCUUUUAUCUUCUCAGCUCUGUUCGAAUGAUGGACUAUCUUGAGAGUCUUUAUGAACAAAUAUGUCAUAUUCGACGCUGCCCUGGACAAAAAAGAUCCGUCAUAAUGGCUCAUGUAUUGAGGACAAGAGAAAGCUUGGUUAAAUGGAUGAAAGCUACUGACGAGUCACUCGCUAUGCCAAUGUCCUCUGCACACCGAAGCUCAAUGCAUUUACGACUCGAAUACUGCUUGGUCCGUAUGUUUGCUGGCCGGCCUUUUAUGUUGGCAAAGGGGCAACCAUCUACAGCAACAACCAGCGCCGGUUCGGAACAUCAAUCAAGGGACGAGUGGCAUCACAAUGAAAGAGAGAGUCACAAUUCUCCAUUGCUACCCCAGAAUAGUCGCGACUUUCUUACCAACGACUGUAUUCAAGCCUCGCAAGAAGCUUUGGAAAUCUGCAGUCAAUUACAGCAAAGCUUUCCUGGGUUAGCUAGAGCUUCGUACAUUGAGUACAGUUCGUGUCGGGCAGCAUUGCUGGUGUUAAUCGCUUUUUCCAUUCAGAGCCCCUCAAAUAGUUUCCAAGAAGCUCUCAGGAAGGGGAUGGCUAUGAUUAAAGAGAUGUCCAUCGCGGGGGAUUCCGCUCGAUCUGAAGUCUCUCUAAUUGAGGCGCUUGAAAGGGCGCUCUUUUGUCUCCAGUCGAGAGCGAAAGACUCUAAAAACGACAUGAACAACACAAAAACAGCCUAUGACUUGUUUAAAGAGUGGGGCAAGAGCAAAGAGGCCCAAGGUCACAAAUCAGCCAGAAAACCCUCUACGCCAUCGAUUCGGCAGGGCUGGGAGCCCGGCUUGCCUUCAGUUGCCCCACCAUCGUCGAAUCCAGGACUAACUCAGUCCCUACCCUGUUAUUUUGAAAAGACCAAUCUAUCGCCUUCAGUCGGCCCUGGAUCCGAGGUUUCCAUUCGCCAAGGCGACGGCAAUAUUGAAUAUUUGCCUUGUUCCGAGAAUGACAUCUCUCCUUUUCUAGAGUGGCCACUUGUUGAUGAAACUCAGGUUCUUGAACAAUUUCUUUCUAGCUUUCCCUCAUACGUUAGUUAG
This is a messenger RNA of Penicillium argentinense, 2188 nucleotides long. RefSeq names its product fungal specific transcription factor domain-containing protein. The record is from RefSeq and is a predicted model, not a curated record. NCBI's taxonomy places the organism in Eukaryota, Fungi, Ascomycota, Eurotiomycetes, Eurotiales, Aspergillaceae. Gene Ontology annotation, molecular function: DNA binding; zinc ion binding. Bases 53 to 2188 code for a protein of 711 amino acids. The transcript is spliced from 4 exons. Gene Ontology annotation, biological process: DNA-templated transcription.